AGUCUGUGUCGAUGGCCACGGGAAGCGCAGCUGCAUGAACGAUCUCGCCGAACCUGCAUCCGUGUUUUUCAGCCGCGAUCCCCUCCCCUGCGAGCGCCGCUCACGGAACACCCCCGCGGGGAGGCGAGAGAGAGGACUGCGGGGCCGCGGAGGUGCGGCGAAGAGCCAGGCCAGGAAAGGACGCCCGAGUCCGGUUUGAUGCUGGCGGCCCGUCCGCCCUUUAAACGCGGAUGCUGCUGCUGCAUUCAUAAGGGAUCGCUGUUUACCCGAGAACCCAUCGUCCCCUGUUUUCAUAUCCCAAGCCGAUCGGUAGACGCCAAUCGCACGAACGGACCGUGAGAGGCGAAGCGCGACAGGCGCGGCAGCAUCCCUCCCUACCUGCGGCUCUCCAGCGCCCGACAGGCCCAGAGUCAUGGGCAACACGCCGGCCGCCAGACGGGGCAACGAGAUGGAAAGCGUCAAAGAGUUUCUGGCCUUCGCCAGAGAAGAUUUCCUCAGGAAAUGGGAGAAUCCUGCACAGAACACCUCGUGUCUGGAGGACUUCGACCGGUUGAAGACUCUGGGCACGGGCUCAUUCGGUCGCGUGAUGCUGGUCAGACACCGAGAGACCGGGCAGCACUACGCCAUGAAGAUCCUUAACAAACAGAAGGUUGUGAAGCUGAAGCAGAUUGAACACACUCUCAACGAGAAGCGGAUACUGCAGGCCGUCAGCUUCCCCUUCUUAGUGCGGCUGGAAUACUCCUUCAAGGACAACACUAAUCUCUACAUGGUGAUGCAGUACGUUCAGGGAGGAGAGAUGUUUUCACACCUGCGUAGAAUCGGCAGAUUCAGUGAACCCCAUGCGCGGUUUUAUGCUUCACAAAUAGUUUUGACGUUUGAAUAUCUGCAUGCCCUCGACCUGAUCUACAGAGACCUUAAACCAGAGAACCUCCUCAUCGAUCAGCAGGGCUAUAUACAGGUGACAGACUUUGGUUUCGCGAAGCGGGUCAAGGGUCGCACGUGGACAUUGUGCGGCACCCCGGAGUAUCUGGCCCCAGAGAUCAUCCUCAGCAAGGGUUAUAAUAAGGCUGUGGACUGGUGGGCUCUGGGUGUGCUGAUGUAUGAGAUGGCUGCCGGUUAUCCUCCGUUUUUUGCCGAUCAACCCAUUCAGAUCUAUGAAAAGAUUGUCUCAGGAAAGGUACGAUUCCCGUCGCACUUCAGCUCCGACCUGAAGGACCUGUUGAGAAACCUGCUGCAGGUGGACCUCACCAAACGCUACGGCAACCUUAAAAACGGAGUUAACGACAUCAAAGGUCACAAGUGGUUCUCCACUACUGACUGGAUAGCCAUUUACCAGCGGAGGGUGGAGGCCCCGUUUGUGCCUAAAUGCAGAGGUCCCGGGGACACCAGCAACUUCGACGACUACGAGGAAGAAGAGAUCCGUGUGUCGUUCACCGAGAAGUGUGCGAAAGAAUUUGCCGAGUUCUAGGAGAAUAAGUGAUAGAAAUCA
Molecule: messenger RNA, 1489 nt
Organism: Cyprinus carpio (common carp)
Lineage: Eukaryota; Metazoa; Chordata; Actinopteri; Cypriniformes; Cyprinidae
Product: cAMP-dependent protein kinase catalytic subunit alpha-like
Biological process (GO): peptidyl-serine phosphorylation
Cellular component (GO): nucleus; cAMP-dependent protein kinase complex
Molecular function (GO): cAMP-dependent protein kinase activity; protein kinase A regulatory subunit binding; ATP binding
Source: RefSeq, a predicted model, not a curated record